AUGGACACUCUCAAAGAUUUGAGUACUACGCCCUAUUUGGCUGCUGCCAACUCCCUCAUGUUGCUAGCAACUCCGGUAAUAUCGCCAGCUGUGGAAUCUCCGGUAUCCUCUAAAAUCGGUUCUUCUAGUAUUUUGCGACUUUGGUCUCGUCCCAAGUUUGUAGGGCCUUCUACCAAGACAAGCUUGUUGUUUGGCUCGGCACAAGCUUUGGGAUCGUGGAUUAUCUACGAUGGAGACCUGGAAAGCGGGUCUGGGUUUCUGGGUGCCUGGUCCGCCCUCUACUUGAUUGUGGGUGGUCGUGGCUCUGUCAAGGCCCUCAGAUACGGAAGAGUGUGGCCCUUAACGCUGUCUGCAAUGGCCGCCACAAGCACGGCCCUCUACACCAGACGGUUCGUUGCUGGUGGCUUUACAUAA
This is a messenger RNA of Lachancea lanzarotensis, 414 nucleotides long. It is a transcript of the gene AIM19, whose product is annotated as LALA0S03e01156g1_1. NCBI's taxonomy places the organism in Eukaryota, Fungi, Ascomycota, Saccharomycetes, Saccharomycetales, Saccharomycetaceae. Bases 1 to 414 code for a protein of 137 amino acids. The transcript has a single exon. Gene Ontology annotation, cellular component: mitochondrion. The record is from RefSeq and is a predicted model, not a curated record.